CUUCCGCCCUGGUCCAGCGGUUGCCCACUCCUCGGUUGUUUACGUCUUUAGCGCUUUAAUUUGACCUCAACUCUCAGACGAGUUAAAUCGGCGAUGCUAACGCUAGCUAGCCACACAGCUAACUAGCAGCGCCCCCCGGAGAGCAGAGCUGUUGACACGGCCCUUGUUGUUUCAGUGUCAGGCCGCAUGAGGAGAAGUCUCAGGGUCUGCUCGGUUCGGUGCUAACGAGGUGUCCGUGUUGCAGGUCGUGUGUGCGGACGUCAGUGAUGCCCGGGGAGAGGCCGGGCUGCUGCGGGGACAGGACAGACCGGAGGUGGGGACAUGGCUUCUGAGUGACUCCUUGUUUACUUUCUCAUGAUGAACAGCGAGGAGGAGUUUUACGACGCUGAGACAGGGCUGGAGUCAGAUGAUUCCUGUGAGGUCAGUUUCAAAGAUGCCCUGGUGUUGGACAGCAAGCAGGCGGCCGCACAGGAGAAUGGAGUGUGGGAGCGCAGGAAAACCCUGCCUGCGGAAAUGAUCUCCAGAAACAACUUCAGUGUGUGGAGUAUUCUGAAGAAAUGCAUCGGCAUGGAGCUGUCCAAAAUAGCAAUGCCGGUUGAGUUUAACGAGCCGCUCAGCUUUCUCCAGAGAAUCUCGGAGUACAUGGAACACACUCAGCUUAUUCACAAAGCCUGCAGUUUAUCUGACUCCAUAGACCGCAUGCAGGUUGUUGCUGCUUUUGCCGUUUCAGCCGUAGCAUCUCAAUGGGAAAGGACUGGAAAGCCAUUUAAUCCUUUACUGGGGGAGACUUAUGAACUCAUUAGAGAGGAUGAGGGAUACAGAUUGAUCUCAGAGCAGGUGAGCCACCAUCCCCCCGUCAGUGCCUUCCACGCUCAGUCUCUGAAGCAAGAGUUCGAGUUUCAUGGCUCUAUCUACCCGAAACUCAAGUUCUGGGGCAAAAGUGUGGAGGCUGAGCCCAAAGGCACCAUGACACUGGAGUUACUGAAACAUAAAGAAGCAUACACGUGGACAAAUCCAAUGUGCUGUGUGCAUAAUAUCAUUUUAGGUAAACUCUGGAUUGAGCAGUACGGAACAGUGGAGAUAGUCAAUCACAGCACGGGAGAAAAGUGUGUGUUAAACUUUAAACCAUGUGGGAUGUUUGGGAAAGAGCUGCACAAAGUGGAAGGUUACAUCCAAGACAAGAGUAAGAAGAAGCGGCGAGUGAUCUAUGGGAAGUGGACAGAGUGCAUGUACAGCGUGGACCCCAAGGUUUAUGAAGCGUAUAAGAAGUCAGACAAGAAGCUGAAACAGGAACCCAGCUGUGAAGGUGAAGAGGCAGACGAGAUGCCUGAAGUUCAAGAGACUGUGACUGUGAUACCAGGAAGUGCCUUAUUGUGGAGGAUAACACCGCGGCCUGCUCACUCAGCGCAGAUGUAUAACUUCACGAGUUUUGCCAUGACACUAAACGAGCUGGAACCCGGCACAGAGCGGCUAAUGCCACCGACAGACUGCCGGCUGAGGCCCGACAUCAGAGCCAUGGAAAAUGGAGACAUAGACUCAUCAAAUGUAGAGAAAGAGCGGUUAGAAGAGAAGCAAAGAGCUGCACGACGGGAACGCUCCAAGGAUGAGGAGGAGUGGUCGACCAGGUGGUUCAAUCUGGGAACAAACCCCCACACGGGAGCGGAUGAUUGGCUCUACACAGGUGGAUACUUUGACAGGAAUUACACUGACUGUCCCAACAUCUAUUGACGCCAGAGGAGCUCACUGUGAACGUCUCCUCCCCCGAUAGGUUUUACUUCGUUUCUCUGAGCAUCGAAGAUCUGUGUCUUUGUGACGCUCACUGGUACUGUGUCUUUGUUUGAGUCAACGUAACGCUGGUUUCAAAAUGUUAUCAGACAAUUAACAAGGUUAUCUGCAACCGACUGUGAACGUUGUCCACAGGAGAAUUGUUAUAUUAAGGAGAAUUUUAGAGUUUACUUACUGUACAUGUACAAUAAUAGUCCACAUUACUCACCUGACGAGGGUUUUAAACCAGUCAACCUCUGUGUGAUCGCUGCCGUGCUGCUGCUGGACACAAAGCUCUGACUCCCAUAGGAUGUGUUUCCCAGGUUUAGGUUUUCAAUCAUCAUCGUACCUGUAGACGAACCACACACUUCUGUCAAGUUGCAUUCAGAUAUCAGGGGUUAUUAUACACAUCUGCUACUUUUAUAUAUGGCCUAUUUGAAUAUUAGAUGUUUAUUUUAGUUAGCACUAAACAUCCCUGAAACAUCACAAGUGUGAUUAUUUUCUGUGACUAGAGACAGACAGUAAAGUUGAAAGCUGCUUAUAACCACGUUUACUGACACGGUAAACAGAUGUUGUUGGUACAUUAUAUUGUUGUCCGCUGUAACAUAGGUCAUCGGUAUAAUAACUGGUGCAUGCAUGGCCACCAUGUUGAUUAUUUACACACGUUUAAGCCAUAAAAAAACCUUUUUCUGCACUGAAUAAUAUACCGUCAAUGCAUUUACAUAAAACUUUAGAGCAAAGGGAUACAGAGCUAGUUGGUUUAAAAGAAGGGGGGGUGUUCAAAGUCUGACGCUGCAGACUCCGGCCCCUGACUAUUUUGAAUUGUUCUGUUUAUGUAGACGGUCACAGGUUGUCAAUAUAAUACCUGUACGUGGAUGGACAGAGGAGAGAAUCAGUGUUCCAGGAAAAUAACGACGUCAAUGAGACAUUCUGAGCCUUAGGACUGUCAAAAAAUAUUAAUACUAGCCUACAACAUAAAAAAUGUUCAUACUAAUGGAUUUUCUAACUCCUUUUAUUAUUCCUUGUCUCACUUAAAUGUAGGAGCACAAUCAUUCUCUAAGAUCUGGGCAUCACAGCUCCAAGUAGAAUGUCACUCAGUGGAGAGCGUACCUCUGCCAACGGUCCUUUUAAAUUCAAUCAAGCUGCACAAAAUUCUACACACUCAUAGUUAUCAGUCCCUUAAACAUCUGAUUAUUUUUCAUCAAGAAUUCUGAAUUAUUCUCUGGGAAAACAGUGAUCAUGCUGACAAAUGCCCUAUUUUGCAUUCAGGAUCUGCCUGAUCCGGAACCUUCCACCUGGUUCUCUGUAAUCUUGCUUCAAACAAAUGAACAGGGGUGUAACAAGAAUAGUUCUCAUCAGGGGCCAGACCUCUGCCCAGGCUCAGCCGUCCCCUCAUGAAACCACAUUUAAAUCUGCUAGAGCUGCUAAGAACAUGAAAACACUGUGCUGAUCUGCCCCCAAACGUCCUCAACUCUCAUUUCAACGCAGACUUUUAUUCACUGUGGAAUAAAUGAUUUGUGAUAUUCUCUGGACACUGGAUCUAAAAGGACAAAUGUUGAUCUUGUCAGACGUUUGCCAGAUUGAGGAGGUGCACCUCCCACUUCUCUGCUUUAAAGAGAAAACUGUGUCAUAUUAAAGACAUUCUCUGAGUGUUUCCUGUUGGAGGUCCUCAAGUCAUUCUUCAGUUCACCACAAAUAACAGGAAACUGUUGACAUCAUGAACCUAUGCAAACUGAUCCAUCCACUCUGCCCUCCUGAAAUGUGAAAAAUAAAAACACUUUAUUUCUGUCCA
Paralichthys olivaceus (Japanese flounder) is the source of this 3556-nucleotide messenger RNA. Lineage: Eukaryota; Metazoa; Chordata; Actinopteri; Pleuronectiformes; Paralichthyidae. The record is from RefSeq and is a predicted model, not a curated record.